Messenger RNA from Pseudophryne corroboree (corroboree frog), 2276 nucleotides. RefSeq names its product pentatricopeptide repeat domain 1 (gene PTCD1). The transcript has 9 exons. NCBI's taxonomy places the organism in Eukaryota, Metazoa, Chordata, Amphibia, Anura, Myobatrachidae. The record is from RefSeq and is a predicted model, not a curated record. Gene Ontology annotation, biological process: tRNA 3'-end processing. Gene Ontology annotation, cellular component: mitochondrial matrix. Bases 131 to 2122 code for a protein of 663 amino acids. Gene Ontology annotation, molecular function: protein binding; tRNA binding.
GCUGGAGCAAUGCAUGUUGGGCAAUGUGGCAUGUGUGUGUCUCUCUGAGCCGGCUGACGCUGGGUGCAUGAUGGGCAGAGCUGCAGGUCAUAUGAAAUAAAAAUACAUUGAUUGCCAGCUUGGAGCCAUCAUGGGUGUCUUGCAGAUUCUCACUCACUUGUCAUCACGCUCCCUGAUUUCAGGAUGUCUCUUACAAGCACAGCCUGUGUGCAGACAGGUUUGUUUAGCUUCUAUUCGCACUCCGUCAAAGCUAUCAUGCCAGUGGGUGACACAAGUCAGGACCCAGAAUUAUUCUGACCACAGAAAAGCUGCUGGUGAUUUGCAGCCUCCAUUAGAGGAAAACUUUGGGACGUUGUCUGAAGUGUAUUCUUCAAGAAAAGUGUUCAGGAAAUCUUCCCCAGAGCUCCAGAACAUGCAAUACACGGAGGAUGACGGGGGAGAGGAGACACUGCAGAUAACCAAAAGAUUCAAAGGCAGAAGAAACACUCCGUAUUGGUACUUUCUACAGUGUAAGGCCAAAAUAAAAGAAGGCAAGCUAGCAGAGGCCUUGGAGCUGUUUGAAGUUAAGAUGCUGAAAGAGGAGCGACUGCAGCCUGAAGAAAGUAACUACACUAUCCUUAUAGGUGGAUGUGGGAGAGCUGGAUAUGUUAAGAAGGCUUUUCAGUUGUAUUCCGAUAUGAAAAAAAGAGGUCUAGAACCCACAGAUGCCACGUUUACUGCUCUAUUUAAUGCCUGUGCUGAGUCACCAUGGAAAGACUCUGGCUUACAGCAAGCAUUGAAACUGCGAAAGGAAUUGAUGGAUAAGAACAUUAAACUUAACCUCAUCACAUAUAACUGUUUCCUAAAAGUCUGCACAUUGAGCCAAGGACUGCAAGGUAGCUUGGAGAUAUUCAAGGAAAUUGUGCAGAAUUUUCGUAUUACCAAUCCUGACACCUUCAACAUCCUUUUUAUGAGUUGUAUAAAGGACAAAGAUUUGGGCUUUCGCUAUGCUCUACAGGUUUGGAGGCAGAUGUUGUAUAUGGGUAUAAAACCAGAUAUUAACACCUAUAACCUGCUCAUUCGUGCCACCAGAGACUGUGGCAUUGGAGAUCCUAAUGAGGCUUUUCAUUUACUUCUGCGCUCCAAGGAUCUGACACCCUUGAAGUUAAGUGCAGGCAAAGAAGAACAAGGUAAAAAAGGCAAAAGGGUCAGAGCAACAAAGGAACAGGGUGAGGAGACAAGAACACAGCAGCUGCUUCUGGACAAUUCUGUAACUAUCAAGGACCAUAAGACCGUUAUGGACCAACCAUCUGAACAUGAACUUGCGGAGAUGAAUAGAAUAUCUCCGUCUCCUGACAUGCUAUCACUUGAUGUCUGUAAGGUCCCAAACUUGCUGGAUCUGGCCCUAAAUACGGAUGAUGUAAUAACACUUGUGGAUGUCAACACCCCAUCUGCUAGAUUUGCUCUGAUUGGUGACUUGGACGGGAUCCUUCAGAAAAUGAAGGAAGACAAAGUAUGCCCUACAAUAAAAACCUUCACCCUCUUGGCUGAAGUAAUGAAGCCUGAUGCCCAGUCAGAGGCCACACUGCUUGGCAUUAUGGAGAGUUUCCAAAUACAACCAGAUCUGACUUUUUUUAAUACUUUUGUGUUGAAGAGGACUAAAACGAUGAACCUACAGUUUGCUAAGGAGCUGUUGCCCAUUAUGGCCCAGAGAGGAAUUGCACCAGACCUCUACACAUUCUGCAAUCUGGCUAGGGCAUGUCACAAAAAAGAAGACGGCUUACAGUUGCUGCAAGACAUGACGAUCGCUGGUUUCCGCCCCAAUAAUAAUAUAUACAGCACUUUGAUUAAUGUGGCCAUUAAACAAUUAGAUUAUAGAUAUUUGAUUGAGAUUCUACGAGACAUGAGGAACAGGAAAGUGGCCCCUAAUGAAGUGGUGAUCCGUCAGCUGGAAUUUGCUGCACAAUACCCUCCAAACUUCGAUAGAUACAAAAGAAAGAAUGUAUUCUUGGAGCAGAUUGAUGGCUUUCGUGGUUAUUACUCCCGCUGGCUAGAAUGGAUGGAUGCAGAGGAACCUGAGCACCCAUGGAAGAAGUUCCGGACUAAGCAAGAAAUUAAAUCUGAAGCUAGUACAGAACUAUGAAGAUAUUGUUGUUUUUUUUUGUAUAUGUGAAUUUAUACGUGUGUGUAUAUAUAUAAGUGUGGGGGAAGGCUGUUCCAACUGGUUAAUAUGUCAUUCCUGUAAGUGCUUCAUGAUUUAUUAUAAAGUAGUGGUUUUAUUUAUGUGGAAAUAUCCA